AUGAAAUACAUAAUAGAGCACAUGGAGCAAGGCUUCAGCGAGUGGGUUACACUUGAAUACGCUCAGAUUAUCCGCGACCUAGGUGCAUCGAACUUGAUUCUUACCUCAUUGCCAGCGGACACCAAGAAAUCUGACAUCCCAGAAAAACUAUUGGAAUUGGGUCUGCAAUGGACUACCAAGCCUUUGACGGAAAUCACGCAGGACUUUACGGACCUUCCCGAGUUGAAACAGCAGAGAGUAUGCCUGCUGGACCCUCGUGCCAAAGAAGAUCUAGAGCCAGCUGACGCUGACAGGUUUGACUACUUUGUGUUUGGUGGUAUUCUAGGCGAUCACCCCCCUCGUGACAGAACCAGUGAACUUUUGCAGGCAUACCCAAAUCUGCUUGUGGGCAAGCGCCUGGGUGAUAAGCAAAUGACCACCGAUACUGCGAUCAGAACCACGCAACUGAUAAUUGAGAAAAAGCUGCCAUUUGACAAGAUAAAGUUUAUCGAUUACCCUGAGUUCAGAUUCAACAAGAACGAGGCCACCGAGAUGCCCUUCAGAUAUGUUCUGGACACAAAUGGAAAGCCUAUUUUGCCUGAUGGUAUGCUAGAGCUCAUCAAGCGCGACUCUGAACAGAGUUUAGACGACCUCCUGUAA
Molecule: messenger RNA, 639 nt
Organism: Lachancea fermentati
Lineage: Eukaryota; Fungi; Ascomycota; Saccharomycetes; Saccharomycetales; Saccharomycetaceae
Source: the annotation of a GenBank genome assembly